CACAUGUCCGCCCCGUGCCGACUCGCACCGACGACGCUCGCACAUCGCCGUUUCCUCGCCCCCAACACCGCGCGAACGACCAGGGUCAUGGCGACCGCGAGCAAGAGCGUCAGCAGCUACCUCCCCGCGGACACGUACAACUCGCUUCCGAAGGACGGCGAUCUCACGUUUCUGCACACGAUGCUCCGCGUGAACGACCUGGACGCGACGAUGGCGUUCUUCUCCGCGCUGGGGUUGAUGGAGACGCGGAGGAAGGAGAGUGAGAAGGGGAAGUUCACGCUCGUGUUCAUGGCGUCCGCUCCGGGCGCGCCCGAGAUCGAGCUGACGUACAACUGGGGCGGCGAGGAGUUCGCCCCGCCGUCGAGGAGCAUGGGUCACCUCGCGUUCGCGACGGACGACAUCUACGGGUUGUGCGAGAAGCUGCGAGCCGCGGGCCACGUGAUCCACAGGCCACCGCGCGACGGGAAGAUGGCGUUCGUGAAGUCCCCGGACGGGAUCUCCGUGGAGCUUCUGCAGAAAGGGGUGCCGUUAGAGCCCGCGGAGCCGUGGAGCUCGAUGGAGAACACCGGCGAGUGGUAGAGCGCGCGUAGUCAACGACCGUAGCCGUGUAAGAUGAUGAGUGCGAGUGCACCGA
This is a messenger RNA of Micromonas pusilla CCMP1545, 634 nucleotides long. RefSeq lists its product as uncharacterized. NCBI's taxonomy places the organism in Eukaryota, Viridiplantae, Chlorophyta, Mamiellophyceae, Mamiellales, Mamiellaceae. Gene Ontology annotation, molecular function: lactoylglutathione lyase activity. Gene Ontology annotation, cellular component: cytoplasm. The coding region runs from base 88 to 579 and encodes 163 amino acids. The record is from RefSeq and is a predicted model, not a curated record. The transcript is spliced from 2 exons.